Molecule: messenger RNA, 943 nt
Organism: Durio zibethinus
Lineage: Eukaryota; Viridiplantae; Streptophyta; Magnoliopsida; Malvales; Malvaceae
Product: cytochrome b5-like
Cellular component (GO): membrane; intracellular membrane-bounded organelle
Molecular function (GO): heme binding
Source: RefSeq, a predicted model, not a curated record
CCUUUGAUUCGCUACCUUCAGUCAACGAACUCAGUUACUCGACAACAUUAACCAAUGACCAGCUACCAGAUGGACAAGAGACAAAUCUUUACUGUUCCGCACGUGCAUACCCUCCUGUCUGUUUCUUCAUCAAGAUUGGUCGGUCGCGUGCUAAGAGCUACCCUUCCCUAGUUUUCACGCGAUCCCACUUGCUCGUUUCAUUCACCUCCAAAUAUCUACCUGCUUUACCCAUCUAGAAUAAAUUAGGAUCGCCCUGACAAAGUGUAAGCAUCGUCGCUGGAUUUCAGUCCUUUAUCGGAAGAACAAUGGUUGAACACACAGUUUUCACUCUCUCACAGGUUACUCAACAUAAAUCAAAGAAAGAUUGCUGGCUUGUCAUCGAUGGCAGAGUACUAAACGUGACAAAAUUCCUGGAAGACCAUCCAGGAGGAGAAGAGGUGCUGUUAGAGUCAGCAGGGAAGGAUGCGACGCAGGAAUUCAAGGAUAUCGGUCACAGCAACUCGGCUAAAAACUUGCUCCUCAAGCACCAGGUAGGCGUUCUCCAGGGUUACACUUUCAAGAACGACGCAGAUGUCCAGGUUGCUUCAACUGAGGAACCCACAAAGAAAGAGAUGAGUGCUUUUGUGAUCAAGGAUGAUCGCAUGCCUAAAUACGCAGCCCUUGUCGAGUUCUUCGUGCCACUCGUGGUUGCUGGUUCCUACUUCAGUUACAGAUACCUGACCACAGGCUCAUCAAUGGUUUAAGCGAUUUAGUAUCACCAGAAAUCUCAAGAACCAUGCACCAAGCCAGACUCAAGAAGCCUUUCUUCCUUUAAAAUAAAUCUUGGUCAAGAAUAUUAAUAACGUAAGAAUAUCGCUCAAGCUUAGUAUGUAGUCCCUUCUUUUUAUCUUCAGUUGUAAUCCUGCUGAUUGUUGCUGAAAGAACUGCGUAUUCAAUUACAUGC